Pocillopora damicornis (cauliflower coral) is the source of this 1127-nucleotide messenger RNA. RefSeq lists its product as uncharacterized. Gene Ontology annotation, molecular function: 2 iron, 2 sulfur cluster binding. Lineage: Eukaryota; Metazoa; Cnidaria; Anthozoa; Scleractinia; Pocilloporidae. The record is from RefSeq and is a predicted model, not a curated record. Gene Ontology annotation, cellular component: mitochondrion.
GUUUUGGAGUUAUCGUUUUUUGGCUUGUACAGAAUGGUACAGAACACAGAGUGUUAAAACAAUUCAUGAAUUCGGAAACUCUGAUUUUUUAACCCUUAGCAGUUAUUUUCUUAGAAUGGACCAGCUAUCUGUUGACGGUGCUUCUUCCAUGACGGAGAAGAAGAAGAAAAACUAUGAAAACCUCUGUCCAGCAGUUGCAAUGUAUGGACCCUGUAAUGUGGAAGACUUAGAACCUGGAAAAACCAUGAAGUGGUGUACAUGCGGACUGAGCAAGAAGCAGCCGUGGUGCGAUGGAGCUCACAAGAAAACUGGUUUCAAGUCCCUUAAAUGGAAGGUUCCAGAUCAUCCCCAAAGAAUCUAUUCUAUUUGUAACUGUAAACACACCAAGAAUCCACCGCUCUGUGAUGCCACUCAUGUAAACCUCCCAGCUGUGGUAGAGACAAGGCAAAAGAACUGUGACAGUGCUCAUGAUGAAGACAUGAAGUUAUGUACUGGCUGUGGAUGGGUACCAAAGUGGUGAAAUAAAUAUUAUACCAUAUAUAUAUCUCAAGAAUAAAUGCAUUUAUAUUUCUGGAUUUAACACUUGUCAAAUGGAUUUGUAGUAUUUUCAUCCAUAAUUAAUUAGAAGGAAAGGAGUUAUAUAGUUCUCUUUAAAUCUUUGUUGAACAUAUUUUAGAUAGAACUUAUACAAGUAAAUAAUUGACUGGAACAAAAGUGCACAAAAAUUGAAUUUUUAUCUGAGAAUGAUAUGUCUUGUCAGAAUAUAAUAUUAUUUUUGCCUCUUUUUGUCCUGGGAAUUUAUUUGGACAAUUAUUCUAUCAUUAUAUUACAAAUCCAACAGUAUGAAACAAGGUAGAAAAAUUAUGGCAAAUUUCAUGUGGGAUUAUGAGAAAUGCAUAACAUGAGAGUCUUCUUGAAGAAUAAAAUAUUUUGUAAAAUAUUUUACAUAUUGAAAAAUUAUAUAUUUUAUAUAUUGGACAAAUUAAUUAUCUGAGAAAUAUUUGCAGGAGAGCAGAAUCUCCAAUCAGAAUCUCCUAUAUACAGAACUAUUAUUUGUUGUAUGUAAUUACAAAUAAAACAAAAUAAUUUUUAAAAUAAAAUUAAGAGGAGGAAACUCAUCUGAGUGA